GGCAGUGCAGCUUAAAGCACAGUUUGCAAAUGGCGGCCAAAUUAAAGAAAAACUAGGACAGUUGCGAUGAGUUCUGGAAUUUUUCGUCCAAGAUAUUCAAAGAGAGAAGUGACAAAGCGACCUUUCAAACUAGAGUUACCUCAUGGAUUAGCUAAAGCAGCAGUAGAUGAAAGGCAAACUCCAAAGAAGACCUUUCGGCAAGUCCCGACUGCAACACCAACACCAGGGGAUGUCUCUGUCUCGUUUCUAGCCAGUACUCCAAAGCCUGGACGCCCUCAGCUAUCACGACGUCGGCCCAGGUCAAGUGAGGUUGUGGAAGACAGGCUACUGAUUACAGCGGAAAUCGACAGUCAGCUAGAUCAGCAUGUUGCUACUCAUGCAGGAGAGGCUGACACUAGCAAGAAUGUUGUUGAAGAAGCUGAACAGAGUCCUCUAACAAGAUCUAAAACAUUGGCAAAUAGAAGUCAAAACCACAAACAAAGUAGAAAAAGUGAUAACCUUACAGUUGAGAACAAAAAUGAGAGUGUUAAGGAAGGUAGAUCUAGGAAAAGGAGGAAAAAUGAUAGCAAUGAUGAACCAAAUACUGCACUUUCCAAAAAGAGUUUAACAGAAGAAAAUGAAAGUUCAGCUGAUGAAAGCAGUGAUACAUCUAAGUCUGCUGGUAGGAAAAUGCGGAAUGAAGGGGGGAGUGACAUUUCUGAUGCAACAGCAGGCCAAUCUAAUGCCAGCAUUUCCCAUGGAAACCUCAGUGUCAUGUUUAAGACCAGGAGUAGUUUGAGAAAGUCCCCAAACUCUUCACUGGAUCAAAGCAAUGAUUCACCACCAGUGAAAGUAGUUCAGAAUAUUUCUCAAAAUGCAAGAAGUAGAUCUGCAAAUAAGGGCAACUUGUCUAAUUCUCAGAAACAGAAAUCUGUGGUAGUUAAAAGUGGAAACAAUGGAGUAGUUACUGUAGUAGACAAGUCUGUUGCUUUGAAGAGACGGAGUAUUAAAUCUUCAAACAUUAAGACUAAAAAGGCAAGGAUGGAAGAAGACAAAGCCCAUAAAAUUGGAACACAAAAAGAUCCAGGAAAUGAAGCUAAAAAGAAUGAAGGCAACAACCCCAAAACAUUUGUUAACAACAAUGUAUCAACAAAGUUAGUCAGUAAAGUCAAUAAUGACAAACCGGACUCCCAGGAAACCACUGAUUCUCCGUCAGAUCAUGACAGUUUAUCUGAUGAGUAUAUCCCUGACAAUUCUGUAUUGACCAACAGCAUUGCUAAAAACAGGAAAAUUAUCAGUAGAAAAACUGCAUCUUCUAAGGAGAAAGUUGAUGCAAACUCCGUUAUAUCUAAACAAACUCAGGAUGAUCAAGAAAGUAAUAAAAAAGACAACAACCAGAGGGCAAUAUCAAAGAAUAAGAGUCAUAUUGAUGUAGUACCGGAGAUGGAGAGUGUCACAAAGAAGAUGGCGGAGAAAGAAAAUAUGUCUAAAAAACAAACCACAUCAAACCAUAUAAGAAAAAUUGUUCGACAGAAGAACAGAGUGGAGCCAGAUUCAGAUGUUGAUGAACAGAUUGAUGGAGAUAACGGUAAUAAUGCUGGUGAAGGUAGGAGCAGCCCAACAGUAUCUCCUGGCACCAGUUUGAGGGCCGGAAAAUCUGUUGUUGACAUGGAUGUUGCACUGAGUCUCGUCACACAGAUAAUGGAUGCUGUUGUGGUGGAUACGGAGGAGGAGGAGGAGAGACUGGCCUGUUGUCUGCUGCGCAAGUACCUGAAACAGGAUAUCACACAACUGGUAACAGACAUACAUCAAGUUGUGACAUUGCAGAAGCAGGUCAAAAUGAGCGGGCAGCACAUUAAGCAGUUGCAGAAGAAGCUGAUGCACACACAGAAUGAGCGGAUGGAGUUAGAGGCUGCUGCAGAACCAAACAAAGCCUGUCAUAGAAAAAACAAGAAGAUAGCUGAAAUCAACGAUUUCCUGGCCGGCCUUAAAACACUUCUGCAUGGGGAGCCCAGAGAUUGAACUUAAGGACUUAGUGAUCCCAUUCCCUCAAUACAUCUGUCACAAAGACUGUGCCUAAUCUACUGUGUUAUAACCGUUAUUCGUAAUUUGUUUGAAGUGCACACGGUACAAUUUUUUUGACUACUUCAACUCUUCAAUGACCUGUUAUAGCAGUUGUUUUUUUAUGCCCCCACAAAGUGGCGGCAUAUAGGGUUGCCCUUGUCCGUACGUACGUCUGUCUGUCUGUACGUACGUACGUCCCGAAGAUUGUUUCCGAUCUAAUUCUUGAAAACUGUUUGUCCAAUCCUCACCAAACUUUAAACACAUGUUUGUGACCAUAAUAUCUUGAUCAAGUUCGAUAGUCAUGGAAAUCGCUUUAGUCAUUUAGGAGUUACGGCCCUUUUUUGCCAAAAAUACUUAAAAAAUAUAUGUUUCCAAUCUAAUUCUUGAAAAGUAUGUGUCCAAUCCUCACCAAACUUUACAUACAUGAUUGUGACCAUAAUAUCUUGAUCAAGUUCGAUAGCCAUGGAAAUCGCUUUUGUCAUUUAGGAGUUACGGCCCUUUAUUUGCAAAAAAAGACUUGAGAUUAUCCUGAAUAAUCAUUAUGGCUUAUUUUCUGUGACAAAAAAUCGAAGUGGGGGCAUCCGUGUCCUAUGGACACAUUUCUAGUUAAUCAGGUGUUUCCAAGAUAUAUAAAAACAUAAAUCUAGUAUUUAUGUUGUUAUACACUAGGUACAUAUAUGUACCAGUAGAAUAAAAUCUAAAUGCUGGCAAAAGAGAGCAAAAUUAUCUUGGUAUUAAAUAUACUUUUCAGGUGCUUUGAUUUUACAGUUUUUAGUUUUUAGCUUGACUAUUUGAAGUAUAAGGAGAGCUAUCCUAGUCACCCGAGCGUCGGCGUAACCACUUAUAUAUAUAAAUGUUAACGUUUUUGUAAGAGUUUGUGUACCACCUCAAAUAUUGACAUAUGGCUUUGAAACUUUUCACACUUGUUCAACAUCAUGCCCACACCCUGUACACAGGAAGAGAUAACUCUAUCAAGCAUUUUGACAAAAUUAUGCCCCUUUUUUUACUUAGAAUUUACGUUAAAGUUUGUGUAUAACCUCAAAUAUUUUCAAAGUCCAUUGGCAUCUGGCUUUGAAACUUUGCACACUUGUUCACCAUCAUAGCCCCAACCAGUACACUGGAGGAGGUAACUCUAUCAAGCAUUUUGACAAAAUUAUGCCCCUUUUUCAACUUAGAAUUUAUGUUAAAGUUUGCGUACCACCUCAAAUAUUUUCAAAGUCCAUUGACAUCUGGCUUUAAAACUUUGCACACUUGUUCACCAUCAUACCCCCAACCUGUACACAGGAGGAGAUAAUUCUAUCAAGCAUUUUGACAAAAUUAUUCCCCUUUUUCAACUUAGAAUUUACGUUAAAGUUUGCGUACCACCUCAAAUAUUUUCCAUUCAAUUUAUGUAAAUAUCUCAGCACAUCAUGUAUUGCAUUGAAAUCUAAUCUAAUAGUGAUCCAUGCAUGUUUCACCAAAACUUUUCAAUCCAUACACCAAAAAGCGGCGGAAUAGUCGAGAACGCUGUCUCUUUGACAGCUCUUGUUGAUAUUCUUGCCAAAAGGCUCCUGACAUCAUUUGUUUUAUCUAGUGUAUAAUCUGUAAAAAGUAAUGUCUGACUGCCAUCCCUUUUGCCUUGUUAUGAUACUGACUGAAUAAUCUUAAUUUCACAAAUGACUUGUUGCAUGUAGCAGUGUUCAUGUUUUACACUUAUCAUUCAUGCACAGGAGAAAUUCCAGAAGUUAUAUUUCACCAAAGACAUUGGUGUCCUUGUUAAGGUAAAACAUGAGGAUAGAUGAAGCCUUUCUACUCAUCUUAUGUUUUAAAUGUUCUAUGUUCAAAUAAAAUUACCAUAAACUA
Molecule: messenger RNA, 3885 nt
Organism: Mya arenaria
Lineage: Eukaryota; Metazoa; Mollusca; Bivalvia; Myida; Myidae
Product: dentin sialophosphoprotein-like
Exons: 9
Coding region: 67-2001 (644 amino acids)
Source: RefSeq, a predicted model, not a curated record